Messenger RNA from Gymnogyps californianus (California condor), 1681 nucleotides. RefSeq names its product caspase activity and apoptosis inhibitor 1 (gene CAAP1). The record is from RefSeq and is a predicted model, not a curated record. Lineage: Eukaryota; Metazoa; Chordata; Aves; Accipitriformes; Cathartidae. The transcript is spliced from 6 exons. Bases 1 to 912 code for a protein of 303 amino acids.
AUGCCGGGCAGGAAGUCGUCCAAGGAGAAGAAGCGGCGCCGUUCGCGUUCCUGCUGUCCGGAGGGAGCCCCGGGGCCGGGAGGCAGCGAGAGGAAGCGGCGGAGCACCGAGUCCAGCCACGGUGCCCCGGAGGAAGCAAAAUGCAAUGUACCACCUGGAGACAAAGUGGAAGAAGCUGAACAACCUAGUGAUAUAGAAGAAGGAGGAUUAGAUCUCAGUGUGUCACUCAAACCUGUCAGUUUCUACAUCGCGGACAAAAAAGAAAUGCUUCAACAGUGUUUCUGUGUCAUAGGGGAGAAAAAACUACAGAAGAUGCUGCCUGAUAUUUUAAAGAACUGUUCCAUGGACGAAAUCAAAAGGCUUUGCUUGGAGCAGUUGGAGCUGUUAUCUGAAAAAAAACUCUUGAAGAUACUUGAAGGCAAGAUUGGAGCUGAUUCUGAUACUGACGAGGAGGCAGAUGGAGGAGACAAGACUGGAGGUGAAUCAGUCAGUCAACAGGACAACAGUAUAGAUUCUACUUCUUCUCUCAGAGAAGACAACAAGCUGGAAAGUCAGGAAUCAAAACAAGGCAAGGGAGAAGAUAGUGAUGUCCUCAGCAUAAAUGCAGAUGCCUAUGAUAGUGACAUAGAAGGCCCAUGCAAUGAAGAAGAUGGCCCAGAUGUGCAAGAAAACACUGUCAGAAGUGGAGCUGGUCAGAUAGAUGACCUUCAGAAGGACAUUGAGAAAAGCGUGAAUGAGAUUCUGGGGUUGGCAGAGUCCAGCCCAAAGGAGCCCAAAGCAGCAACCUUAGCCGUUCCUCUGUCAGAAGAUGUUCAGCCAUCAGCACAGCAGCUGGAGCUUCUGGAGCUUGAGAUGAGGGCCAGAGCUAUUAAGGCUCUGAUGAAAGCUGGUGAUGUAAAAAAACAGCCCUGAGAUUGCUUAGAUUUAAUUUUCAGUAUUUGUUUUGAAGGAUGUGAUGUCUGUUCUCUUCAGUGCUAAAGUAUAUUUGGGUUGGGUAUGACAUUCCUCAUUCAAACCCUGUUGUGUAUCCUGACCUGUGGCUUAAGCCACUGAUAGUUGGUUUCAUUGCCUUUAGUGUGCUGCUUCCAUGACAUGCAUAAACAGACUGGUUUGAUGCUUCACUGAGAUCAGGGCUCUUUGUGCUGAGUUGUCUCUUCAAGGAGUCACACAAUGUAUAGAGCUAUGCCAGGAACCUGGUGCCUUCUAGAAAUGUUAGAAGAAUCAGGUUCUGUAUAACGCCAUGGUUAGAAAUUAUCAGCUAUUUUAUUUAUUAGCAACUUGUUAAACUACUUGAGAAACUUGAUUUAUAUGUACUUCAUUAAAAAUACCAUUUUGAAGAGGUCUUUUGUCAUGUGACUGCCUUCAGCAGUCUGUGAUGGGAUUUGAGAUUGCUUAUUUCUCCUUGGGGCCCAGCUCAUCAUAAUGUAGAUCUUCUAGUUAAAAUGAAUGAUGAUUCACUUAAAAGCAUACUUAAUUUUUAGAAAGUUGAAUUCCUAAAGGGAGGGAUUUUUUCCUUUCAAAUAAACAGUUGAACAAUGUUAUUUUCAGAGUUAUGAAAGUGCCUGAAAGUGACAAAUACCAGGGUUUUUAUACUGUUGGUCAUGUAAUUUUGUCACUCUUCUCCGCUGUUUAUCUUCUGUGUCAUAACUGAAAUAAAGAAAACAGAGUUUUUUUCUUGACU